This is a messenger RNA of Oppia nitens, 1323 nucleotides long. RefSeq lists its product as uncharacterized. The transcript has 3 exons. Lineage: Eukaryota; Metazoa; Arthropoda; Arachnida; Sarcoptiformes; Oppiidae. Gene Ontology annotation, molecular function: protein binding; serine-type endopeptidase activity. Gene Ontology annotation, biological process: proteolysis. The record is from RefSeq and is a predicted model, not a curated record. The coding region runs from base 1 to 1305 and encodes 434 amino acids.
AUGUUAUUAAAACACUUAUCGUUAACAUCGAUAAGUAUCGGCUAUUAUAUCGGUAAUUAUUAUCACUAUUAUAGGCAACAACAACACAAACAAUGGCCAACAAUAUCCAGUGGCCGACAGCAGUGGCCAUCAAUUUUAUCUACCGAUUCAUUAUCAUCAGCAUCACUGAUUGGACAGUUAUUUCCCGCACCCGUACGGACCACCUAUACUAUGAUUGAUGACAACAAUCAGGCAGCUAUCGACAAGCUAUGGUCAUUGUCGGCACCCAUGUAUGUGGCCAUCAGUUGCCAGUUCGGUAAUCGGGAGGACAGGGAAACUCGUCAGACGGGUUGUAUAGUUCAAUCACAUACUGUCCAGGGACUGGGAUGUCGUGUCCGGGUAGUCAGCUGCGCACACGGUGUCUACGAUAACCUACAGGUCCGAGCCUACGGUACACGAUUGGGACUGGCCGAUGAUGGCCAAUUAGGUCGGGUAGUCUAUAUGGACCCGAGGCUAGAUAUGGCACUCAUUGAGCUCAGGGUGGUUGCCAACCAACAGCAACAGCAGCAGCCGAUUCUCAAUAUACCGGCCUUUCAGUUGACCGCCGAAUCUCUACCCGAAUUUGCCGAUCCAGUACUGGCCAUUGGAUUUCCGACCGGACGUAACAAUCUGUGUACGGGUAUUGUUUGCUGUCCAUUAGGACUACCCGACCCCAAUGAUAGACAUUUUACAGCAGCAUUGCCGUCUACUACAAGUCCCGAUGACCACCACCAACAUCGGGCAUCGGUAGUAGGUCAGCCGGGAACUGUCGAUAUUGUACAUUCGGCUCCCAUUCAACGCGGCUAUUCAGGCGGACCGCUAUUGUCUACCAACACCGCUAGUGGCCAACUGAUCGGUAUUAAUCAUGCAAUUUGUAUAGAUAUUGGACACGCCUUUUCUAGCAAUUAUAUUAGCGAUUUUUUGAAAAGUGCCGACACCUAUAAGCAACGGGAGUUUCAUAGGCGUCGGUCAGAGCACCGGCCGAUUAGAUUAGGCUAUCAGUUCGUAUACAAUUUGAAUUCAAACUGUUGUCUGGCCGAUAAAAUUGUCGACACCGGUGCCAGUAGAAAUGGUUCACUGAAACCCGGCGAUCAAAUUGUUAGACUAAAUGGUCAGCCGAUUGAAUCAAUGGUACAUUUACUUCGACUACUGGAUAACUGUCCAAACAAUCAGCCCAUUAGUGUAUCGGUAAUAUCACGACUGGAGGCCAGUAGUCAACCACUAGAUGGUCGCCAAUCGGCUGAUAAAUCGAUUCAAUUGUUGGCAACUGGACUGACCUAUGUUUAGAUGACGGACACACCCCCU